Plectropomus leopardus (leopard coralgrouper) is the source of this 1590-nucleotide messenger RNA. The record is from RefSeq and is a predicted model, not a curated record. NCBI's taxonomy places the organism in Eukaryota, Metazoa, Chordata, Actinopteri, Perciformes, Serranidae.
AUGAAAAUCGUUAUUGAGGAACUGCACUCAAGGGGCCACCAAGUUUCUGUUGUACGAGCAUCAGACAGCUGGUACAUCAAGGAAAACUCCCCGUUCUACACUUCAAUUACACUCAAUGCAGAGUCUGGAUUUGAUGAAGAAUUUUUAACUGCGUUUGUGACCCAGUUGCUGGAAAUCCAGAGGGAAGGAAAGUCUUUGUGGACACGUCUCAAACUGGAAAUUGAAGUGGCACAAAAGUCUGCUGAAAUGAACGAGAAAGGAUGCAAAAUGAUUGAGCUGCUUUUUGAAAACAAAGAUCGGAUGCAGUCACUACUGGAUGCCAAAUACGACCUUGUCCUUGCAGACCCUGUUUCACCAAUCGGUGUUAUAUUUGCACACUACCUCAAAUUGCCUCUUGUUUUCAAUGUCAGAUGGACGAGUCAUGGUGAAGGUCAUUCUGCAAUUGCACCUACUCCUCUUUCUUAUGUGCCAUUGGUAGGGUCCGAGCUGUCAGAUAAAAUGAGCUUUCCUCAGAGACUCCUUAACAUAUUCGCAGACUAUUUAUCCCUGUUUCAAGCGGCAGACAUUUGGCUGAUGAGAGCGGACUUUGUGUUUGAGUUCCCUCGUCCCACCAUGCCUAAUGUUGUCUAUAUGGGAGGAUUCCAGUGUAAACCUGCAAAACCUCUUCCUGAACACCUGGAGGAGUUUGUGCAGAGUUCUGGAGAGCAUGGAGUCAUUAUAAUGUCUCUGGGAACCUUAAUUGGAGAGCUUCCCCGUGACCUAGCUGAUGAGAUUGCUGCAGCUUUUGCUAAAUUACCUCAGAAAGUCAUCUGGAGAUAUAAAGGUAAAAGACCAGCUACUCUGGGCAACAACACUUUGAUAGUAGACUGGAUGCCACAGAAUGAUCUUUUAGGACAUCCCAAGAUGAAACUUUUUGUGGCUCAUGGAGGAACAAACGGCGUUCAAGAGGCGAUAUACCACGCAGUACCUAUCCUAGGACUUCCAUUAAUUUUUGAUCAGCGUGAUAAUCUGUUAAGAAUUGAGGUAAGAGGAGCAGGAAAGAUGAUUGAUAUUUUUAGUAUGAAUGAAGACAUCUUCUUUCAGGGUAUUCAGGAAGUCCUGAAUGAGCCCUCCUACAGGAUGAACAUGCAGAGACUCUCCAGGCUGCACAGAGAUCAGCCAAUGAAGCCAUUAGAUACCGCCCUCUUCUGGUUAGAGUUUGUUAUGAGACACAAAGGUGCAGCUCACCUGAGAACAGAGUCCUACAAAAUGCCCUGGUAUUCCUAUCACUCUGUAGAUGUGAUGCUCUUCUUAGGUGGAGUCAUGCUGAUUAUUCUGGGCAUCUUUGCUGCUUUAAUAUGGUGCUUUUGCUCCCGCUGUCUGAGAAGAAAAAAUAAACAGGAUUAAAAAAAUUUUUAAAAAAUCAAAGUAGCAAUCACAAUUAAAUCUAAACCACAAUGACAAUGAUUUAAUGGAGAUGACAGAAAAAUAUUAACAAUUAGUGAAAAAAAAGGAUUCUUGUAAAAUAGUCAACAAACUUAAUCAACUAGUGCUUUAUAUUUUUUAUUCUAUCAACAAGGAGGAACACAUGUUUAGGGCUGAUUAAUUUGA